GCGGCCAUGGAGGUCUACAUCCCGUCCUUUCGCUACGAGGAGAGUGACCUGGAGCGGGGAUACACGGUGUUUAAGAUAGAAGUGCUAAUGAAUGGAAGAAAACAUUUUGUUGAGAAAAGGUACAGCGAAUUUCAUGCCUUGCACAAAAAGCUGAAGAAAUGUAUCAAAACUCCAGAAAUCCCUUCUAAACACGUAAGGAACUGGGUUCCGAAAGUGCUAGAACAGCGACGACAAGGUUUGGAAACAUACCUACAGGCUGUCAUUUUAGAAAAUGAAGAACUUCCCAAACUGUUUCUUGAUUUCCUAAACAUACGGCACUUGCCGUCUCUACCAAAGGCAGAGAGUUGUGGAUCUUUUGAGGAGACAGAAUCUGAAGAGUCCAGCAAACUGUCCCACCAGCCGGUGCUGCUGUUCCUCAGGGAUCCAUACGUCUUGCCUGCAGCCAGCGAUUUUCCAAAUGUGGUUAUCGAAGGAGUUCUCCAUGGAAUAUUCUACCCUCAUCUACAGCCCAGGUAGAACGACUCCAAGGCCAGAAGAAGCUGAAGCCAGUUGCAACGUUGUAGUCCAGGAAAUCGAUAUCUACCAAAUUAACCUAAACUCUAAGACACAGCAGCUUGAGCUGCUGGUGAAAUUCCAGACCCAGCUUAGCCUGGGGCAGGGACAUUUCCAUUAGAAUGGUGCUUUUAAAAAUAGAAACAGAUCCUGGGCUGUGCUGAGGUGAAGGCCAAAUGUUUAAGAAGUAGGAUGUAGCUGCCAAUUUAGAAACCCACGAAAAGGGGGCUCUAGGAGAUCCCUGGGAGCACCCCUUGUGACAAAAGAAAGUGACUCUCUGCUUCCGGCGUACCAUUUGCUAAUUGAAAAUCUUAUCUUGAAUCAUGCUGAGACUGACCAACUCUGGUAGCUUUUUGGUUCUGUUUUUUUGUGACACACUAAUCUUUUCAGUAGGAGAUUUUCUCUGCCAGUGAUAGAUACAGUGUACAGUGCUGGUACCAGGAGGGUGUUGCAGAAACACCCAUGCUAACUGUGAGGGGGAAAUGAACUGGAAAUUAAAUGAUGCUGACAAAAUUAGGGCAUGUUUUAAAUCAUGGCGUUUUUAAUUGACAUUACAGCAGGGUUGCCUCCUACCUAGGGACUAACUUCUAAAGUCUGUGCAUUAUAUAAAAUGGGGUACUCAGAGUAUCCUUAAAAGCCCUUUAGGAAAGCACCGGGUUGGAAUUCUGGCCAUCCACAGUGACCAGCUUUUCCUCCAGUGUUGGAAGAAAUGACUGUUUCUUCCAUUCAAGGCCAAUUGAAGUUGUUGGUGUUUGUUUAGGGGCUUUUUGUGUAAAAAAAAAAAAAACACUUACCUUUAAAUGCUAGAAUCCCAGGUACCCCUGCAAGAAGCUUGCCCCCUGAGGGA
Molecule: messenger RNA, 1399 nt
Organism: Molossus molossus (Pallas's mastiff bat)
Lineage: Eukaryota; Metazoa; Chordata; Mammalia; Chiroptera; Molossidae
Gene: SNX24
Product: sorting nexin 24
Exons: 7
Coding region: 7-516 (169 amino acids)
Molecular function (GO): phosphatidylinositol phosphate binding
Source: RefSeq, a predicted model, not a curated record